CUGUAGUCACUGCUUGUAUGCUGAGUAUGAACACGCUGUUACUUAUAGUAAAAACAUUAAAUUUAAUAUAAAAUAAAUUUUCAACGAAUUGAUAUGGUACAUUUAUAAAAUGCACAAAAUUACUAGAAUAUUAUUAAAAGAUUCAAUAAAAAUAUAUAAUUUACCAUUUUAUAAUAGAUUGCAAAACCGUGUAAAUUUUACUCAAGAUAUUUUAGCACGUGAAACGUUAGAAAAUUAUGAAAAAAAAGCAAAUGUGGAGAAUGUCUUAAAUUUAGAUAAUGAUCCUAAAAGCAUUAUUAAAACUAUUCAACAAACUUAUAAAGAUAUGGAUGUAAAAACGGCUCUUCAAGCUAUGAUUAGUUUGAGAGAUGCGCUAAUAAAAGAUGAAACACUUUCCAAGCAGAAAAUAAGAAAUUCUGAAGAAUUUGUACAUAUGUGUCAAUUAAUUCCAUCAGGAAUAAGAUCAUUACCCAUAAAUGAUCUUGUAGCAGUUUUACAUACUCUAUUGCUUUUGAAUGUAUCUGUUCACUCUUCACUGGUUCAAUCAUUACUUCAAUUAGUACGUGUUCAAGUGAAUGAUUUAUCUGUUGGACAAAUAAUGCUAUUGUACAAUGUAUUAAAGGAAUACUCAAGUACCACAGAAAAUAAAGUACCACUCACUGAAUCUAUAUGUAUUGCUUUGCCCAAAGUUUUUCAACAAAGAGCACAAUUUGAACUUAAUGACCAAAGUUAUAAUUUAAUACAAGCUCUCAAGUUUUCUUGUAUUAUACACGAUACAGAAACAAAACUUUACAUUAUUAAUAUUUUAUGCAGACAUGAUAUAAAGCCAAAAGAUAUGAAAGAUGUUUUUCGUGCAUUAUGUACUUUAAGAAAAUGGAAUCCAGUUUCUUCAAGACUUUUAUUUAAAGUAAAAAAUAAAAUAAGAACCAAUUGUCAAUAUUUAGAAUUCAUGGAGAUACAAUCAUUACUUUCUCUUGUUUCUAAUAAAGUUGUAAAGGGAAAUAUAGAGUUUUAUAGUGAAGAAAUGGUGGAUGCAUUAUGCAAUGCUGUAUUAAAUAACAACACUACUUUUAUGGAAUGUACGCUUAUUUUAAAAUAUCUAAAUAAAAUGCGUCAUGGAAAUGUUGAUUUGCUGGAUUAUUUGUCUUCAAUACUUUUAAAGAAUAGAAGUGUUUUAGAUCAAUGUACAACUUCUUCCAUUGAUCAUUUUAUGAAAAGUCUUAUCAUAGCUAAUUAUAAACCACCAAAUUGGGAAAGUAUACAAACAUUGUUACUUGAUUUCGUUAAAAGUUAUGAUUAUCCCUUGAGUGAUGCAGCAUCUGUUGCUUUUCGUUUGCUUUCAUUGGAUUGUUAUUGUCCAGAAUUAAUAGAGAAAGUUUUUGUUAUAUAUGAAACUCACUAUUUGAAAGUAACAAAUAAAUACACUAUGUUGAAUGUUUUAAAAUUAUAUUGGUGUAUUAGACUCCUUUAUCCUGAAUAUACUGGACCUAUGAUAAAUGAAACUAUAUUAGACAAAACUUAUACAUAUAACAUGAGAAAUAGAGAUCCUUCCUUUCUUGAAAGUUUGGAAAGGGCAGUAGGAGAUGCUAAAUAUAUAAAGAGUGAUUUAAAAACAAAAUCUGGUGAAUUAAUUGAUCAUGUUAUUGUUAUACAACCAAAUGGUUUACCUUUGGAUAUUAGGAACUAUAAAGACAUUAAAUGUGUUGAUGAGCUGGCUGUACCAUCAGAAUGUAGCAAAAUUCUUUUGUUUUUAUUUCCAAGAAUGGCAUAUUGCAUUAAUAAAGGAAAUAUAUUAAGUACAGUGCUGUUACCAUUAAAAGCAAUUGAAACAAUGAAAGGAUAUUAUGUUAUUCUUAUAAAUCCAUAUUUAUGGGAAACUUUAUCUUAUGGUGAAAAAAUAUCAUAUCUUCAGCGAGCUAUACAAUCAAAAUGUAAUAUUGCAAAUAUUCCACAGGGUUAGAAGUGUUGUUAAAAUUAGGAAUUCCAAUAUAAAAAGAAAUGUGUAGUGAAUGGUUCAUUUAACAAUUUAUUUAUAUGAAAAUAUUUGUAACAUCAACAAUAAAGUUGUAUGAUUCUGGACUAUAUGUAUUUUAUACAUACUUCUACAAAAUUUGUAUUACAUCAUAAGAAGUAAAAUGUCUUAUAUAAUAAUUUGAA
Messenger RNA from Megachile rotundata (alfalfa leafcutting bee), 2157 nucleotides. RefSeq lists its product as uncharacterized. Lineage: Eukaryota; Metazoa; Arthropoda; Insecta; Hymenoptera; Megachilidae. The record is from RefSeq and is a predicted model, not a curated record.